Molecule: messenger RNA, 4154 nt
Organism: Zea mays
Lineage: Eukaryota; Viridiplantae; Streptophyta; Magnoliopsida; Poales; Poaceae
Product: DNAJ heat shock N-terminal domain-containing protein
Exons: 2
Coding region: 1368-3578 (736 amino acids)
Source: RefSeq, a predicted model, not a curated record
GCCGAAUAGGGGCAAAGUUCGAAACUUUUGGAGCAAACAACAACAAAAAAAAACAGAGAUGGAAUAAUUUAUUUCCCUUUUUACAGGACACACAUGACCUGACCUACUCUUUUUCUACUACUACUGUGCUGCAGCAAGCUACAUGACCCUUCUCAGCACAUUGCCGUCGUGUAUUGCAAAAUUUCGGAGGCUUUGACUAAAAAAGCUUCGUUUUUUCGAGCUUGCUCCUGCCCCGAAAUAAAAUUCGGGGCCCCAAAAAUUCGCAAUUCUGGGGGCUGGCCCCCCGAAUUAGCGCGCCUCCCGGAGAUCCGGCGCCGGUGAGUCCCCAGUCGAUCCCUCUCUCUGUCAGCUUCUGGUUGAGGUGCGUCUCGCCGCCGGCCGCGGCCUGGCGCGGCGGCAGAUCUGGCGGGCGCCUAGGGUUAGGCCCGUCUCGCCGGGAGUCCCCGAUCCAUCAGUAGGGGGCGGCCGCCGCGUCUUCUUCCCCCGCAGCCGAGAUCGCCCCUCCGCCCGCCGCCUGAACCCUUCUCCUCCCUCCGCUCGCUGCGCCGCAGCCCGGAGAGGAAACCGCGCUCUGUCGACCACCGCCUGGGGCCCAGCGUCCUCGCGACCUGCUCCGGCGUGGCGUCCGCUCUCUGCAGCCCCAGCGUCCCCGCGACCGGCCCCGCGCGGCCGCCACACAGCUCCGCUGCUAGGUCUCCGUCCCCACAUGACUCAGAUCCAAACACCAUGGUCUCCGUUCCCCAUGAGCCCAUGAACCAAACACAUAGUCAGUUCCUUCUCUUCUUAAGGCUGUGGAUCACGCGGAUCGAGGCGUUUCUUCGAUUCUAGCUGGGGUUUGGGGGAGGUGUUCGUGAACUGGAUUCAAGGUGCCUCCUACUCCUAGGGGCCUGGUUUGUUUGUUUCGCUUGGUUUUUUUUACAUGCUAUUGUCGGUGAGGUUCGAUAUUUGUGGGCGUGUGUAGAAAGUUUGGAUCUUUUGUUCCACUUGUUGCUAUGAAAGACACCAUUUUUUGUCGUGGGAAUUGUUGGAGGAGUUGCUUGAUCUGCUUAGUUUAGCAGCUGUAGAUCAAGGAUGGAAUCGGAGUAAGGAUGCUCGGGAGCCCGAAUUUAGCGAAGUGAAUCUCAGUGUUGCAUAGUGGUUUGAUGGAAGUACAUGCUCUUUCCGAGCUGAAAUGUCAGUUCUCCAUGAAAUAGAGCUAUCGAUAAGCCCAGGCAGUGAAGAUUUCUAAUCUGGAUGUACUUAACUGCAGGCUAAGGCAAUGAAGAUUUCUAAUCUGGAUGCACACUUAAUCUUGUCCAGUUCUUGAUCUUGGGCUUUGCUGCUUCCUCUCAAGUUAGUUUGUUGGCCAAUCGAGUCCAGAGGCGCAGAUGAGUGAGGAGUACAAUAUGGAUGUGGCCCUAAAAGCCAAAAAUGUUGCUGAGACCAAGUUCCAUGCCCGAGACAUCAGGGGUGCUCGGAAGUAUGCACUCAAGGCCCAGAAUCUCUGCCCAACACUUGAAGGCAUAUUGCAGAUGGUCUCAACGCUUGAAGUUCAUCUUGCAGCUGAGUCCAAGAUUGAUGGAGAGAGUGACUGGUAUAGGAUAUUGUGUCUAGGUGCCUUUGCAGAUGAAGAGGAGGUGAGGAAGCAAUAUAGGAAGCUAGCUCUGCUGCUGCACCCAGACAAGAACAAGUCUGUUGGUGCUGAGGAGGCCUUCAAACUGAUCUCUGAGGCGUGGAGUGUGUUGUCAGAUACUAGCAGGAAGGUAGUUUAUGAUGAGAAGCGAAGAAAUCAUUCUGUUGUCAAUGUAACCAAUGGCAUUUAUACCUAUGAUAAGAAGGCAAACAAGAGGGCUCGAAAGAAUGCUGCUGCUGCAGCUGCUGCCGCUGCUGCUGCCGCUGCAGCUGAGGCUACUACUCGUCCUGUUGGGAUUGAUACAUUUUGGACAUCUUGCAACCGCUGCCGGAUGCAGUAUGAGUACUUAAGGAUUUAUCUUAAUCAUAACCUGUUGUGCCCAAAUUGCCAUAAUGCAUUCUUGGCAGUGGAGACUGGGUUCCCUUGCAAUGGAAGCAGCUCAUCAUUCUCAUGGUCAACCAAGCAGCAGCCGCAGCAGAACCACAAUUCAACCAAGCAUUCAUAUGGCUCAACAAGCAGGACUUCUAGCAUCCCUGGUACAGGGAAUGGGGGGUACCAGCAAGAUAAUACUUAUGAUUCUUACAACAAUCAAGGCUUCCAGUGGAAUCAGUACUCCAAGACAACAACUGCAGCUGUUACUAAUGCUUAUAGUACACAGGCCUUGGAGAAACAGAGAAGGAAGCAUGACGAGAGCUACAGCUACAACUAUUCUGAAAGCGGCAACACAUAUGUUCAUGAGAAAGCUGCUUCAAGGCGCGGUCGCUUCUCAAAGCGGAGAAGGCAUAACUAUGAUGCUUAUACCACUGUGGAUUAUGGUGGCGAUAACAAAGAAACAGUUGCUGCAACUGCAAGCACAGAACCAACUGCUGUUUUUACUGAUGUGGGACGGGUCAAUGGUACUUCAGUGGAAAGGUUUAAAUCUGCAGUGAGUGGAAGAAGAGCAAAUAUUCUGGGUGAGAUUACCCAGAUUGAUACACGAAAUUUACUUCUUGAGAAAGCCAAGGCAACUGUCUGUGAAAAAUUGCAUGAAUUAAACAUCACACCAUCUUCACGAGCUGCAGAUAGAAGAGGAUCUGAAGGAAAGCUGUAUCCUUGUGACAACAACAUAAAGGUCAACGGUGUCCUCUCUGACAAACCUGGCAAGGGAGUCAAGCUAUGCAACUCAAGAAGCAUGGAAAUCCAAGUGCCUGCUACCGAUGACAAAAAUCCAGAGCAACGCCGUGUGCCUGUGUCCAUCGAUGUCCCAGACCCUGACUUCCAUGAUUUCGAUAAAGACCGAACGGAGAAGGCUUUUGAUACUGAUCAAGUAUGGGCUACCUAUGACUGCGAGGACGGCAUGCCCCGCCUAUAUGUAAUGGUUCAGAAAGUUCUUUCAACGAGGCCCUUCCGGAUCCGCAUGAGCUUUCUCAACUCGAAGUCAAAUAUCGAACUGGCGCCUAUAAACUGGGUCGCCUCUGGUUUCCAAAAGACAUGUGGUGACUUCAGGGUUGGGAGAUAUCAGGUGAGCGAAACGGUGAACAUAUUUUCACAUAGAGUGAGGUGGACUAAAGGUCCCCGUGGCAUCAUCAGGAUCGUUCCCCAGAAAGGGGACACGUGGGCCUUGUACCGUAACUGGUCCCCCGACUGGAACGAGCUGACGCCUGAUGACGUGAUAUACAAGUACGAGAUAGUGGAAGUCGCUGAUGAUUUCACUGAGGAGCGAGGGCUGACUGUCAUCCCGUUGCUGAAGGUUGCCGGAUUCAAAGCCGUCUUCCACAGACACGUGGAUCCCGAGGAGGUGAGGAGGAUACCAAAGGAAGAGCUGUUCCGGUUCUCGCACCGGGUUCCUUCUCGUCUCCUGACGGGCGAAGAGGGCAGCAAUGCCCCGAAAGGCUGCCAUGAGCUGGACCCUGCUGCCACUCCAGUGGACCUUCUCAAGGUUAUCACGGAGCACAAGGAAGACGCGGUGGCGCAGAGUCCUAAAUAGGAGUGAGCGACUCCGAUAACAGCGAAGAUAAGGUAGCUGGAUGUCUGAGUGACCAGAUCCCCACUUGGUUAAUGACAGCGUGCCAGCACAUGAUGGUGUCUAAAGCUCUACUACGCCAUCUUAUUUUCGGCUGAUGGCUUGGACAACACUUCCAGGGCAAGCAGCCUGUGUGUGUGUGUGACGGACUUCUGACCUUGUUAAUUCUUAGGCAUUCCUAACAUUUGAUUCUAUCACUACACAAGCCAACCGCCACGUAGAUUAAAUGGCCAUUGGGAGGAGGCCGGCCGCGCACGGCACCGAGAUGAGAUGAGGAGGUUAGUCACGGAGGUAGGGAGGGUGAAGAUGUUACUUGUUUGUGUUGCUCACUCUGUAAUGUAGGAGGCAGGCUCGAGCCGAGGGAAAGAGCUGCUUGGCUUUGCUUGCCCAUGUACCCCGCAUUUCUGUACCUGUUUUUUUACUUAUGAUGAUGAUGAUGUAUUUCCUUCUUGUUUUAUAGUAGUAAGUAAUUCACGGCCAGUAAUUGUAGACUCUGGUAACCGUUUCGGAAAAUCUAGUGCUUUAUCUGGUGGAUGAUUC